AUGGCGUCUCGUGGCAGGCCCUAUACUGGGCCAAUAGUUUCACAAUCAUCGUCACAAGGUGAAAUACAAUUGUCAGAUCGUCAAAUGCAGCUUCUAGAAGCCAGACGACGCGCAAAAGAAACGGGUUUACAAUCGUCUCAACAACUCAAGAGCAGCAACUACUACGGUGGCGCCAAGAGGGACCCAACUCCUCGCAUGAAUCAUAAUCCUCAUAGCUGGAGUGAUGAACAAACCGUUCCUACAACAUGGAGUGAUUCUUCUUCAUCGGCGAACUCAGCUGUUUCCAAGUCGCAUUCUGCUGCCUCUGCGUCGAUGUCACAGGCAUCUGCAAGUUUACGCGCAAAUCACGCGAACCCUGCAAAUCCAGCGGUGCAGUUCUAUGGUCAAGGCCUUUCGGGUCAGGCCAAAAGGCUUUAUGAUGAUAGUGGCGAGAGUUAUCAUGGAUCCAGAUCUGAGGCAGCAUCUUCGUCAAGCGGAUCGACGGCACAAUCUUCUCAACAGGAACCAGCAAUGGUGCCACGCAGAGUGAACAGACCAAAGAAAGCAAAGGGAAAGGGAGCUGAUCUAACUUCGCUUGCAACCGAUGAUAAGCAAAAAGCACUGCUACGGAAGAUGAUGAAAUCGUAUACUGGUACCUCAAAUCCAUCAAAAUCGAAAGAUGAUUCAUCAGUUGAGUUUUCUGUUGAUGAGGCAAAGAAGAAAAGAAACUGGGCCAAGCCGAAGGCGGCAUCUUCUGCUAGUAGUGGAUCUUCGUCGACGUCUCAUGAUAGAGCGAUUAUGAGGAAAGUUCUAGAACGAGCACGAAACAAAAAGCUCGCUCUUUCAAACCCUAGGAAACAUGGACUAUUAAAGCAAUCAUCAUCGCGCAUGAAAAAAAUGAUGUCACCAAAGCAUGAAAAGUCGUCCCCUAGAGAAAAGUGCAUUGGAUCACCCAGAAGUGACACUUCUUCAAGAUCGGGAAGUACCCAUUCAUUUUCGAAGUUUGGUUUUGGGAAUGUGCUCAAGAAGAAGUCGAGCCGUUCUCCAAGGUUUUCCUCGCGCAAUGCGAAGGCUCGGUUCCACAACAAGCCUGAUUCCAUCAUUAGCCCAAGAAAGUCUCUCGACAAGGACCUCGAAGAUUCUAAGACAUAUUCCCACAGUUCUCCUUCUCGAAAGAUGCUUUUUGACGAUAGCGGAGCGAGUGUGCCCCGAAAUGAAUCAGAAUCGAAUUGUGCUUUGGCCGAUGCUGGUUCAGCCGACAUGAGCGUCCAAUCUAAGCCAGAAAACAUUGACAUCCGGAGACAAACAACGGAGGUUAGUGUCCUUUCUGGACGACACAGCCAUGACUCUGCGGAAAGCGGGAAGCUUGCUCAAGCCAGAUCCGGAAUCGGUUCAAUUCCAGAAGUGACAACUGAGGACGAAAUUGAAAUCAAGCUUUCCAGCUCUACUGGCUCUGAGAUAUCUGCUGUGUUCCCCUCGCAACAAGGAGAAACAAUGUAUGAUGAUACUGCUUAUGACGCUCCCGAAAUCUUUAAUCCCGAACCGGAAGGAUACAGAGAUUUCAUUCAUACCCUCAAGGGAGAAGUUGCUGGAUCACACACUCAGCUCUGGGAGAGUUUCCAUUCUAUCUUUAAAGGAAACAGAAAAACUCGUCCACUACAGCAAGGAAAUGGUUCGAAAGCAUUCGAUGACACGACAAAGCUUGCUGUUGCCAGUAUGAGUACCUAUUUGAAGAAUGAGUAUGGGGCCGAGUCAGAAGCAGGUACUCAGCUUGCAAAUGAUAAGGCCGUAAAGUCUGCGACUUCUUCUUUUGGUCAGCAUGUACUCAAUCGAAGUGGUGUGGGUCGAUAUGGAGCACUUUGUGUUGCUCCUACUGUUGAUGAAGAACCUGACACAAGCAACUUUGAUGACGCUUUGUCACACAAUGUCCACGCCAGUCUUGGAGAAAAGUCAUCUCAGGCGCUCAUGAUGACUGAUUCCGAAUCAGAAGUCUCCUCCUACGCAGCAUCUUCAGAUGCAGGUAUAUCUUACGUUGAAUCCGAUUAUAUUUCUGAGGCUGGAAGCAUAUUGUCGUCUACAUUUUCUCGGCGUCCACCCAAGGUGCCAGUUGCAGCUCUCUCAAAUAAUUCUGACCAAACAAAGAAACAAGCGAGGAUCUCUCCAAAAUCAGUGGCAGAGAAAACAGUGUCAAAGUCAAACCCAGAUGCCAUCAACAUUUCUACACCAGAAGCUCCGAAAUCUGUAGAAGCGAAGGAUGUCGCUCCACAAUUGCCUCAGGGUAACAUGACUCAGAUGUUUCCACGGGACGAUCCAGUUGCGAGUGCAGUAUCGAGGGCAGCAAAGAUUGUUCCACGAAAGAGUAUCGAAACGAAGAAUUCGACUCCAAAGAGUGAUGCUCUGGCAAGCUCCAAAAGUGAAUCGAAUACCAUUCCUUCCUGGAAAGCCCAAGCUAUUGCCAACGCAAAGAAAGCAAAAAGCGACCCCCUAAUGGAAAGCGAUUCUGAGACUGGUGCAUCAUGGGUGGGUGUGAAGCUACGUUCCAUGACCCCGACCACCACCAAAACUGAUUCGAAGAACGGCCAGAUGGGAACAGCUCGAACUACCGUGACGAGUAAAGGAGCAGUCACACCCGCUUCAUCAACCGCUUCAAGUAUUCCAAGUUCAUGGGCUAAGGUGAAGCUACGAAAGGUUGUCGCAAAGGCAGAAGAAGAGCCGAAGAAGAGUACCGAAGAAUCGAAGUCUGGUGAAGUUCAAAACAAGCAAAUACAAAACAAUGACGACAUUCAUCACUUUGUGGUUCGUAAACCAAAGACCCCUCGCAAGCCGAAAACCCCGUCUGCAAGUACGAUCGAAGAAAAUAUGGAAGCUGAAGAAUUCCCCCAAAAGGAAGCAUCGCCUGUGAAGAAGGCUGAGAAUUUAUCCACGCAAAGUGACAAACCAGCUGCUGUCAAGAAGAGCAAUGCUGAAGAUUCUGAUAAUAAGGAAAUCGUAUCAAGUGGUUCAACUGACUCGUCAUCUCAUGGAACCGUUAGUGUUCCCCUUGCUCCUGGUCCUGAGUCGAAGUCUUUCUUUGGACUGAAGGUAGUUGUUGGCGAAAAAGGAAUUAUGAAGAUUGACUGUCCACCGAAUCAGCCUAAACCCACAAUAAUUUGGCAUCUCGAAAUCACUGAUCUCAAGUCAGCUAUGCUGGAUAUGUCUGGCUACAAGGUAAAACUCCUCCAGACAAAUGGGGAGCACAAAGACCUUUGUUUCGAGUCUUCAGAACACUGCAUGAAAUUCGCCAAUGCUUUCCACGAGGUUGCGAAUGAUGGCGACGAUGGAAGUGACGAUGAAGAUAGUGUAGCCGAGUCUGAUGGAUCGGUCUUUGUUGAACAACUCAGCGAAGAAGAACAAAAGGUGCUUGAAGAAUUUCGCAAGAAGAAACGCUUGUCAAGUAAUCUAUCCGAGUUCAAGCCUGCUGGAGCUCCAACUGAAGCCUCAAUUGAGCCAGUUGUCCCUGCACUACCGAAGCCUGCAGCUGGUGGCAUGUCUUUCCUUGAUCAAAUAAAGGCCCGAUCCACUGACGAAUCAGAUAUCUCUGGCGACAAUCAAGAAGCAAUCUCAUCCGAAGAGCCUGUGAAAAAGCUUACAAGUGAGGAACAGAAGAUUGUAGAUUCAUACAAGAAAAUGUUGAAAUUGAAAAUCCCAAUGGAAGCUGUGAAGCAUAAGAUGGAAAAGGAUCAAGUCGAUCCAAAACUUAUGAGUUCUGUGCUUGACGAGAACGAAACUUCCUCGUCAAGCUCGUCUACAAAUGUGUCUUCCUCUGAUGGAUUGACUGCUGCGGAACAAGCUGUCGCCGCGACAUACCAACGAAUGUUGAAAAUGAUGGUACCUGCAGAAGGAGUGCGACACAAGAUGGAGAAGGAUGGCGUUGAUCCGAAGAUUAUUAUUGCCGUAAUCGGUGGCGGCGAAGAAAAGUCCUCCCCAACAACAACAGUCUCGAAGCCGGUAAAUCCAGCAUCGCAACUGUCCGCAAAGGAUGAAGCUACGGCUGCUCCUUACAGGAAAAUGCUGAAGCUAAUGAUGCCGAAAGAAGCAGUUGAACAUAAACUGAGAAAGGAUGGCGUUCCUAUUAAUAUCAUGGCAAGUGUACUUGGUGUCGAUGUGAACACUUUUGGAGGUGGCAAGAAGGCAGCGGCGAAGCUUACGGAUGAAGAAGAAUCCAUUGCUUCGUCCUUUCGAAAGAUGUUAACCUUGAAGAUAUCCAAAGAUGCUAUUCGACGAAAAAUGCAAACUGAAGGUAUAUCAGAGAAGAUUAUGGUAGCUGUUCUCGGUGAAUCGUUUGUCAAGGGCGCAACACGAGGCCAAAAGACGCCAGAACGACGAAUGAAAGGGGGCUUUCAUUGGAGCCCACUCACCUCGGGCGAUAGUUUGAGAAAAAGUGUUUGGAAUAAGGCAACACUCACUGAAUAUGCAGAAAGCGAUGUCGCAAGUGACAUCUCUAAGCAUCUUGAAAUGUUUCAAAAGAAGGAAGACAAGAACGCUGCUACCAAGAAGAUUGUGAAGAAGGAUGGCACAGAGACAAAGACCAUGGCGAAGUUGAUCGAUCUCAAUCGGGCCAACAAUGUAGCCAUCACGCUGAAAGCUUUCAAUGAUGUGUCGCAGCAAGAGCUGGCUAAAAUUAUUGAAUUUGUCGACCCCCAUGGCAAGAUUACUGGUGACAGAGCACUCUUUAUGAGAGACUUAUUGCCAGCUUCAGCAGAGAUCAAAGUAAUUCAAAACUACAACGGCGAAGACAAUCGAUUGGUACCAGCUGAAAUCUGGUUCAGACAAAUCGCACAUAUCAAGAGGAUCGAAGAAAAGAUCCAAGUAAUGCGCACAAUGGAAUCAUUCAAAUUGGAAAUACUUGCUCUUGCGGAGAGUUUCCAAAUGCUCAUCGAUGUUUGCAAUCAAAUCAUGAAUAGUGACAAGCUUCCGGAUAUACUUGAGAUGGUCCGUCAAAUUGGAAACAGAAUGAAUGAAGGACGUGGCGAAGAAGCUGCAGGAUUCAAGCUUGACUUUCUUUCGCGGCUCUCACAAACCAAGGGAAGCGACAAAAAGACAACAGCUCUCGACCUAGUCGUAAUGAUCUUCCAAGCACGGAACCAACGGUCGGCUUUGAGAUUGAGUUCUGAUUUCCCGAAAUGUCAAGAAGCUAGCAAACUACAGAUUUCUGAACUCAAUGCAGAUGUACGAAGACUCGGUGGCGCACUUCAGAAAUGCAAGAAAGAGAAGGAACUCAUGAAAAAAGAUGCAAACAUUCCCAAAUGGGGGAAACUUCCUUCUAAUGACACGAAGAGUGAAUCUUCGGAAUGGAUGGCAAAUCGUACGAGCUUCUUGUCAUCAGUGAUUGGCGGAGGUAAACCUGUGGAGGAACGCAGACCUGUAACGAAGACCGAGACAGUGACACCCUCAUUACCACAUGACAAGGAAAUUGAAUCUCAAGAUGGCAGCACUAGUGACGAUGGAUACACCAUGGUCAGUGCGGUCAACAAGAUCGAGGAUUUCUUGACGGAGGCUACCAGCGGUUUCGAUCAACUAAAGAAGGUGAAUGAGGAGGCAGUCAAGACUUGCAAAGAACUCUCUGACUUCUUUUGCGAAAAAGGAGGAGAGGCUGCAACCAGCAAUCUCUUAGGAGUGUUAGCGACUUUUGCUGAGAACCUGGAGCAAGCGGUGAGGAAGCAAGAGGAGCAAGAAAAGAGGAGAGACGCACGAUUGAAGAAUGCCCAAUUUAAAAAGCUUCACACAUCCUCCACCACUUCUCCAAAACAGGAGCAACAUAAUACACGGUCUCCAACAAACUCAGCCGUCUCGAAUGCAUCUAUUAUUACCAACCAUUCUGGUGCCUCAGAGGACAGCAUUGGAGGAAAGUCACUUGUCCUGAUGGUGAAUCAAAUGCUAAAGAUGGUGGGCGACAAAGCGAAAGAGGAUUACGCAAAGGGCAUUUCAUACGACAAUCCCGAUUCUAGGUUGAAACAGAUUUACGAACGCGAAUCCCGUCGUGAUAUUGUUGGAAAGAUUGAAUCCAGAAGAGAAACGAGUGAGCAUGCUGCACAAACUGGACUGUCGGAGCUCGUCAAGAGUAUUGAAAGCCGAUCCGCAAGAAAGUCGACGAAAAUAGCAGAUGCUACAGCUUUGGUUAGAAAGAUCAGACACUCUUCGGAAUCAGAUUCUUCAAGACGCGCUUCUAGAGAGUCGAUUGGAUCUGUUUCGUCCUACGAGUCACGAGACGAUCCUGGAGUUCGCAGAACUAAUGUAGCUAACAGAUGGACUCAAAAGAUUGAUGAGGACCAAGUCUCUGACUCGGGCGGUAGCGCAACGCUAUCAUCUUUCUCUGCUACUUCUUCGGAAAUGAGAAUGCAGUCUCGGCAACGCCAACAAGUCAUCAAUCGAUGGGCAAGCAAACAUGAUAUUGUGGAAGCAUCGAGUAAGGAUCUUGACGAAGAAUCAGAUGUCGGAUUGAACAAUACAGCAUUGACGAAAACAAGGCAACGGUAUCUUGAUCGAUGGGCCUCAAAGCAAAGAGAGGAACAAGAAUAG
Cylindrotheca closterium is the source of this 6537-nucleotide messenger RNA. NCBI's taxonomy places the organism in Eukaryota, Bacillariophyta, Bacillariophyceae, Bacillariales, Bacillariaceae. The record is from the annotation of a GenBank genome assembly.